This is a messenger RNA of Capsaspora owczarzaki ATCC 30864, 1278 nucleotides long. Its product is annotated as actin. Lineage: Eukaryota; Filasterea; Ministeriida; Capsasporidae. The coding region runs from base 40 to 1170 and encodes 376 amino acids. The record is from RefSeq and is a predicted model, not a curated record. The transcript has a single exon.
AGUCUUUUAACCUAGUUAAAUCCCACCAACCCCACCAAAAUGUGCGACGAAGAAAUCUCUGCCCUUGUCGUUGACAACGGCUCUGGCAUGUGCAAGGCCGGCUUUGCCGGUGACGACGCUCCCCGCGCCGUCUUCCCCUCGAUCGUCGGUCGCCCGCGUCACCAGGGUGUCAUGGUCGGCAUGGGUCAGAAGGACUCGUACGUCGGCGAUGAGGCUCAGUCCAAGCGUGGUAUCCUGACCCUCAAGUACCCCAUUGAGCACGGCAUCGUCACCAACUGGGACGACAUGGAGAAGAUCUGGCACCACACCUUCUACAACGAACUCCGUGUUGCCCCCGAGGAGCACCCCGUCCUCCUCACUGAGGCCCCCCUCAACCCCAAGGCCAACCGCGAGAAGAUGACCCAGAUCAUGUUCGAGACCUUCAACACCCCCGCCAUGUACGUUGCCAUCCAGGCCGUCCUGUCGCUCUACGCUUCGGGCCGCACCACCGGUAUCGUCCUCGACUCUGGCGAUGGUGUCUCGCACACUGUCCCGAUCUAUGAGGGUUAUGCCCUUCCCCACGCCAUCCUCCGUCUCGACCUGGCUGGCCGUGACCUCACUGACUACCUCAUGAAGAUCCUCACUGAGCGUGGCUACUCUUUCACCACCACUGCCGAGCGUGAAAUCGUCCGCGACAUCAAGGAGAAGCUCUGCUACGUCGCCCUCGACUUCGAGCAGGAGAUGCAGACUGCUGCCUCCUCGUCCUCGAUCGAGAAGUCGUACGAGCUUCCCGACGGCCAGGUCAUCACCAUCGGCAACGAGCGCUUCCGCUGCCCCGAGGCCCUCUUCCAGCCCGCUUUCCUCGGCAUGGAGUCUGCUGGCAUCCACGAGACCACCUACAACUCGAUCAUGAAGUGCGACGUCGACAUCCGCAAGGACCUCUACGCCAACACUGUCCUCUCUGGCGGCACGACCAUGUACGCCGGCAUUGCUGACCGCAUGCAGAAGGAGAUCGCUGCCCUCGCCCCCGCCACCAUGAAGAUCAAGAUCAUCGCUCCCCCGGAACGCAAGUACUCCGUCUGGAUCGGUGGUUCCAUCCUCGCCUCCCUCUCCACCUUCCAACAGAUGUGGAUCUCCAAGCAGGAGUACGACGAGGCUGGCCCCUCCAUCGUCCACCGCAAGUGCUUCUAAGCGCGCACGCUCCCCCCAGCGCGUUGGCUGCCGUAGCUGCCUGAUGAUGUCUCUGUUGUCUGCUGCUGCGUGAUCUUGUACAAAGAAAAAAAAUUGCAAAAGCCAAAA